AGACGCGGAGGUGAUGGGAUCCCGGCUCCCCCCUGCGGCUCUCACUCUUAAGCAGUUCCUGGUCAGGCAGCAAGUGCUGGGGCUCUACAGGAAAAUACUGAGAUCGGUGCGACAGAUCCCCGACGCCGCUGACCAACGCUACAUGCAAGAGUGGGCCAGGGAGGAGUUCCGGAGGAAUAAAGGGGCCACGGAGGAGAUUGCCAUUCGCAUGAUGAUCACUCAUGGCCAGAGGCAGCUGCAGGAGUUGGAGCGGGCCCUCCAUCUCGCCAAAUCAUAGCGCCAGAAAGGCUGCCGCACACACCGCAGACUCAGCACAGCAGCUCUGUACGUUUGGGCACCAGUUGCCUCCACUUGGGGCCUUUUCCAUUCACUGGGGGAAGGUACAUUAUACAGUAGUACCCUGGGGUGGGGAAGGAGGCAGAGGGACAUGGGUGCUUCCUUCUGAGCGCUGCCCUUCCUCCAGCAACGUCUUGUAAAUACUCCGCUCCCCAAAUGCCUCUAUUUAUUCCUAAUAAAAUCAAUAAAGGCAAACUGGCUGCAGUCAGUUUUA
Xenopus tropicalis (tropical clawed frog) is the source of this 550-nucleotide messenger RNA. RefSeq names its product LYR motif containing 2 (gene lyrm2). Gene Ontology annotation, cellular component: mitochondrion. NCBI's taxonomy places the organism in Eukaryota, Metazoa, Chordata, Amphibia, Anura, Pipidae. The record is from RefSeq and is marked provisional.